AUGUCUUUUAGUACUUCGAGCGUUUCUUGGAAGUCCGGCGAUGGAGUUUCUGAUCAAUUUCCGGCGGGUCUGAGGGUUCUUGUCGUGGAUGAUGACCCAACUUGUCUGAGGAUCUUGGAGAAGAUGCUUAAGAAUUGUUAUUAUGAAGUGACCAAAUGUAGUCGAGCUGAGGUUGCCUUGAAGUUGCUUAGGGAAAACAAAGAUGGGUUCGACGUUGUUAUAAGCGAUGUACACAUGCCUGAUAUGGAUGGUUUCAAGCUUCUUGAGCACGUUGGGCUCGAAAUGGACUUGCCCGUCAUCAUGAUGUCGGCUGAUGAUAGCAAAAAUGUGGUGAUGAAAGGAGUGACUCACGGUGCGUGCGACUAUCUCAUUAAACCCGUUCGCAUGGAAGCUCUGAAAAACAUAUGGCAGCACGUGGUUCGCAAAAAGAAGUACGAAUGGAAGGAAAAGGAACAAGAACAGUCGGGAAGUGUGGAGGACGGUGAAAGGCAGCCGAAGCAGGAAGAUGUGGAUUACUCUUCCUCGGCCAAUGAAGGGAAUAAUUGGAAAAGCUCCAAGAGAAGGAAGGAGGAUGAGGAAGGUGAAGAGAAGGAGGACACGUCUACUCUCAAGAAGCCGAGGGUCGUUUGGUCGGUCGAGCUACACCAGCAGUUUGUAACGGCGGUCAAUCAACUCGGGAUAGACAAGGCCGUCCCCAAGAAAAUCCUUGAAUUGAUGAGUGUCCCAGGCCUCUCGAGAGAGAAUGUUGCUAGCCACCUACAGAAAUAUCGCCUUUACCUCAAGAGGCUCAGUGGACAGCACCAGAGUGGGCUUGGAAACACAUACAUGGGCCCUACCGACCCAUCGUUCGGCCCACUAAAUUCGCUCAACGGCGGGCUCGACUUCCCACUCCCAGUACAGAGCCUGGCCACAAUCCAGGCGGCUUCCCUCAACCGUAACCCGACAAACAGGUUUCCCUUAUCUUCCGGGCCCCUCAUCGACCAACGGAAUAUAUUCAGCUUUGAGAACCAGAGAAUCAACCACACACAAAGCCGGCCCGUGAAUUUACUCCAUGGAAUCCCCACCAGCAUGGACUCGAGACAGCUGGCGGCCCUGCACCACCAGCCAUUUGCGAACGUGAAUUUACAGAUGACCCCCCAGCCGAGAACCCAAAUGCUGAAUCAGCCCGCUUUCUCACAGGCGAUUGCCACAACCGUCCCGGGCCUGAGUGGAGUUGACUAUCCCCGUGGCCAGCCGUCUAAUUUUGUUGACUUUUCAAGAAGUCAACGCCCGGAUUUUCCGGUCACUACCAAUACUUCUGCUACGAAUAAUAAUAAUAGUAAUGGCUUUUCUCUGGUUGGCAAUCCGGGAAUUCCGAGCACGUCGGGUUAUGAUGUGUUUGGCAAUCUGAACCAGAGCCGGUCAGAUGAGUGGGGGUUGUCAGGCUUUGACGGGCCUCAUCAUGUAGGUACCCAAGCCCGGAUUAACGUUGGGCCAUCAGUUUUAGUUCAGCCAGGAUCUUCGAAUGGACCGAGUAGGGUCUCAUCUUUUGUUAACCGAGAAGGUUUUUCGGCAGCUGAGGGGCCCAGCAGUAGCAGCCGUAAUACGAAUCUUGGUCCUCCAAUUACUACUUCAUCGCCAGCUGAUAAUUCUUCUCGAACAAAACCCGAUAGGUUGGGUGACGUGGGCUUUCAGAAUGGUUUGUUUUCGGAUCAGUUAGGCCAGGAGGAUCUCAUGAGUGCACUUCUCAGACAGCCAGAAGGCUUGAUGCCGGGCGAAAGUGAUUUCAGCUUUGACGGAUACAGCUUGGAUGAUCUUCCAGUGUGA
Molecule: messenger RNA, 1806 nt
Organism: Striga hermonthica
Lineage: Eukaryota; Viridiplantae; Streptophyta; Magnoliopsida; Lamiales; Orobanchaceae
Source: the annotation of a GenBank genome assembly